Phaeodactylum tricornutum CCAP 1055/1 is the source of this 2072-nucleotide messenger RNA. RefSeq lists its product with no specific name. The transcript has a single exon. Gene Ontology annotation, biological process: lipid metabolic process. NCBI's taxonomy places the organism in Eukaryota, Bacillariophyta, Bacillariophyceae, Surirellales, Neidiaceae. The record is from RefSeq and is a predicted model, not a curated record. Bases 111 to 1340 code for a protein of 409 amino acids.
UAGGCCGACAGCUUAAAUUUCUCCUAUUGGAAACAUUUCUAUAGUCACACGACUUCCGUUGUAUCGGAGACUUGAGUAUUCUUGCAAGCGCUGGUGAUUUCUAGAGCUUCAUGGGCUCGGCUUUGUGGCCGCAUGAAUGGCAAGAUGACCUGCGUGAGCCACUGUUUACGUUUCAGUAUGAGAGAACCGAAUAUGGGUUCUUCUUUUUCAAUGUCCUUAUGUGGAUCGAAAUCCUGACAUUCCUUGUUAUUGAAGCGUGCUGUGCUGGGCUCCUAGCAGUCGCUAUUUACUAUUCCGUACUGCGCCACCAGAGAUCAACCUUGGCUUAUGUGAUAUCUUUUGGAGCCUUUCUCCCGUUGUGUGUAUUGACCCCUUCACCUCUCCUGGAUCGCGCUGGAGUUGAGAAUAUUUUUAUGCGAUUUUGUCUCGGAGGUAUCGUGCCGACAACCUCAAUCUUUCGCAUCACUGAGGCUGCAUUUGGAUUUACACCAUACUGGGCCAAGCAGUCACUGGGCCAGUUUGCCUUGUACUUGAGUUCUCCGAUCUUGCUGCAACGCGAUCCUAAGUUGGAUAAAUUCUCGCCUUGUUCUCUUUCCUAUCUUGGCAAACGUCUGAUUAAGUUCCUGACUCUCCUAUUUGUGACCGGGCUGUAUCAGUCUCUUUUCUUCUUGCUACCAAGAGUGUUUCCGAAAAUUGGAAGCCCAGAGGGAGAGACUGACAGUGAGUAUGCCUACUAUUCACUCGCAGAAGCUAAAUCACCUACUCGAUGGUCCAAGAGUCUGUACUUUGGGAUUCUUUUUCAGCUUUAUCUUUCAGUGUAUGGUGAAGGUCUCAUGCUUUUUACAUCCCUGGGUUCGGGUAAGCAGACACAGCCUGUUAUGGAAAAUCCGAUGUUUGAAUCCACAAGUGCAUCCGACUUCUGGGGUCGACGCUGGAACUUGAUCGUGCACAACUGCCUUAAAAGCGGUGUGUUCAAGCCAGUGCGUUACCUCGGAGGUGGAAAAGGUAUUGCAGUGCUAGCAUCGUUCAUGGCCAGCGGAUUGUUUCAUGAGUGGAUUCUGCAAACAAUUUCCGGAGAUGAGCGAGUAACUCCCUGGGCAACGACUGGCUUCUUCGUCUGGCAGGCCAUGCUCGUCAGUAUCGAGGAUAUGCUCGGAAAGAACGAAGCUUUGCUUACAUGUGGAACUUCAAUUCCCCGACCUUUCCGAACGGCAUGUGUUGUCCUUUGUGGUAUUCCUUUGGCACACUGGUUCUUGGGAUUUUAUGUGCAAUCCAAGUUUUUCGUCGUCGGAGGAACUUCACUUCCUAUGAUACUGCCAGUCGCGGAUACCUCGGUAUAGCAACAGCCAGCAACCUACCCCGAAAAAUUGCAACUUGGAGGAAGGUCACCUUGCUAAUGCUUGCUAGGGACUUUCCUUACUUAUAGUUUAGCUAGUUAAUCGCUGCGAUGCUAGCUCCCGAUAUCCAUACAUCUUUCUCAAGAUCACUUUAUCACAAUCGCACAUGCUGUGAAUUGCUUCCGAUAGUAAAGUGACUUAUUAGUAAGUCAUAUGCACUGUACUUUCUGAUGGAACCUGCGCAAUAUGGUGCGCCUUACUGUCGACACUUGCGUGAAUCCGAAAACGAGGUUUCUGUCGGUAUGGACGCUUUGCUACUGAUCCAUAGCCCGGCCAUUACUUGAUUAAGGGAGAUCCAAGAUUCUGCGCUCUAUGAAUAACAAUACAUCCGGAGCUUUGGUGAAGCACUGGUGACAAUUUAGCUCACAAAAGUAAAAGGAGCACUAGAUGGAUUCCGCGUUUUCAAGUAGACUCCUUCCCUUCUUACUGAAAUCAAGACUCGACGACAGACAGCUCCUGCAACCGCCGGUACGCGUAUAAGGUGCACCACGCAUCCAAUGCUGCGUACUGUUUCUCUUCAAAAGUCAACUCGUCGAUGGAUUUCAACGGUGGUGCCUUCCCUUGCUCGAUUAGGGCGAAGCGACCGACUUUGGUAAAACGUCCCUGACCUUUGGGUUUGCGAAUAAGGACGUCAAGUUCUGGCAUAACCAUGGUCACGAUUCGUGACAGUCCACG